Molecule: messenger RNA, 6324 nt
Organism: Coprinopsis cinerea okayama7#130
Lineage: Eukaryota; Fungi; Basidiomycota; Agaricomycetes; Agaricales; Psathyrellaceae
Product: proline-rich protein Rad9
Exons: 22
Coding region: 1-6324 (2107 amino acids)
Biological process (GO): establishment of protein localization to chromatin; replication-born double-strand break repair via sister chromatid exchange; regulation of gene expression
Cellular component (GO): Scc2-Scc4 cohesin loading complex
Molecular function (GO): chromatin binding
Source: RefSeq, a predicted model, not a curated record
AUGGACCACAACAGCAAUCAUCACUGGUACUCCCAGAAUCGUCCUCGCAAUGACCCCAGAAUCCCUUCGCAACAAAGUCCGAACACCAAUAUUAACCAUCAUGGCUUCACGAAUGCAGCCAACCAGACUGUCCAGCAUGCCCAACAGAUGCUGGCAGGUUUCCCGAUGGCCUCAGCGACGCCGGCGUUGCAACCGGUGAGACACAUAGCGAACAUGACCAUGACGGCAGCGCCCCCAAGCUUUGUGCAGCCAAACUAUUAUUCGUCUCAGGCCCAGCCCGACUACACGCACGUACAGCAGCAUAAUUCGCAACAUAUUCCACCGCCACCGUAUACAGAAUAUGAUCAGCACUUGUCCUACCUUUCUGCACCGCAGGUUCCCCAAAACAGGACAGAGCACUGGCAUACCGCGAGAGACCAGUCUGUUCGCCUUUUGAAUGAGCAGGCUAGUCGAUCUUAUCCAUAUCAGGAGCCUCAGCAGCCUUCAAACUGGCCGGCUUCCAGUUAUCAGAGCACACCGUUUGCUCAGUCUGUUUUCCAGCGAACAACGCCCAACUCCGCUUAUCCCACACCUCCUCCUCCUGGGAUUAGCACCUCGUCUUCUUCCUUGGCCUUUGCGUUAGGUGGACCGCCUCAACCACCACCAAGGCAGCAGACUGUCACACAACCGUUAUUUCACCCGACGCAGGCACCGUUACCCCAGCCUGCACCAGCCCCUCAACCAGCGCCAGUUCCGCAAGCAACAGUCUUCCCACCUCCAUCGAACCCUCCCGCUGCCCAGGCCUCGCAACCGACAUACAAUGCGGACGACUCUGCUUCAUUUUUCAACAGUUUUCUGGAACGGAAGACGAGGGAGAUGAAUGCAACUAUGCAGCAGACAACGUCGGCAAAGUCGAUCUUUCCGCCUGCUCCUGCAAAGCUCCCGCUUCCCGUUCCUGUUGCGUCCAAGCCCCCUGCUCGCAUGAAAACUCCUCCCCCGAGAGAGCAGAAGGCUGUCCCUGACUCAAGCCCCGACCCAUUGUCAUUGAGCAGCAACAUGGCGCUUCCAUCGUCGACGCCGUUGAAACGGAAAUGCGUCGUGGAGAUUCAUUCACCGCCUCCAAAGAGAAUCCAGUCCUAUAAGCCAAUGACAUUGAUAUCGCAGCCCCUCACUCCUUCCAGGGGGCCGCCACUGACACCAACCUCGCGGGCCUCGAACGCUUCUUCUGUGCCCACAACUGCUUCCUCGUCGACGUCCAUCACAUCCAUGUCUUCGAGUUCCAAGACCACUGUCCCAAUGACUCCAACUCCCCAACGUAUUGUGAAUAAAGCAUUUGUUCUUGUGCCUCCUAGUCCAUGGUUAACGCCUUCUUCACGCAAGGGCCGCAAGUACGAAGAUACACCGGAUCUUGGGGGGUAUGGAUCAAGUGAAGAUACCCCCCUCCGCCGUGGUCUAAUGAGUUCGGUCAAACGGACGGGGGAACGUGACGAUCGAGGUCCUUUGGAGAAGUUUGUCACAGUCGUGGAUGAGAUUUUUGAAUCUGAAGACUCUUUGCCUGCCGACCUUGGCCACGAGGAUCUGCCUCAAGAAUUCUUCUCUUCUUGGAGCCCCGAUUGUUCCAAGCCCCUCUUGAACACUUCCACCAUCCGUAAACUCUUGAAAUAUGUUGGUCAAGUUGCUCGGCCGACGAAACGAAUGCGACAAGCUAGUGCUGGUGGGCAGGGAUUGCUCGCAACACCCAGAACCAGGGCUGGGCGAAUGGCCGAUGUCGACAUCCAGACGCUGUCCCGGCUGUUGAAGAUGUUGGAGCGGAGUUUGAAGGAGGGGGAAGAGGUUGACCCUUUCAAGGCGACAGGGUCUUCGAGUGGGCUGAAUGGCACCGUUUCCGCCAGAAGCUCUCCGGUCAAGAAAGGAUCUCGAAAGAAGAAGGCGAAAGAUUCUCUAGACGACGAUGACUCGAUGGAGGCUGACGAGGCUGACGAAUUGCCACAGCAACAUCUCAAGAAGGGUUCCACGCCUCCUCCCAACGACAUUGAACUCGAGAAGUUAACUCGCCUGCUGGAUUUGGCGCGCGAUAGCGUGCUGGCUGCCGACUGUUGCAUUGCUAUUUUGGCCAGUGACAGGCUUCCCAAACAGCUGUAUUCCGAGGAACUUAUCACCAGCUGUUUGAAUACCGUUAAGAACCAGCUCACGAAGGUCCUCUAUCCCUUCAUCGAAGGCGCUUCCCCCGACUCGAUCAAUUCAAAGCUUUACAAUGGUGCCCUGUUACAGCAUCUUAUCAAGAACGCUCCUGCCGACCCCAACACAUCGGCCAACUCGUCCAUAUCUCAGGCCUACCACCGAAAGCAAAUGUCAGAAAUCUUCCAAUCCUUGUCGUCCGUCCUUCCUAGAAUCAAUGCUCUGGCUAAUGCGGAGAGCGUGGCCAUGUCGGAUUCCAUCAUCAUCCAAACUGUCUACAUCGCCAUCGGACCUUUCUUCGUCGUCGAAGGUGCGGAGGAAUCCACUGCAAAGAGCGCUAGCAAGAAAGAGAAGGAGAGUGUCGUCAACCGGACGCUCGGCAAGAGCGCGAUGCGCGGUUUGAGGCUCGAUGCCUUGUCACUGAUCAGAAGUAUUUUCUCCAAUCAUGAAGACCAGCGGUCAUGGAUUAUUGAGGAGAUUCUAACGUCCCUCAUUAAGCUCUCUGACACGAAGCAAAAGGCGGGCCAGUUCCGUCUACGAGAUGGCCGUUCUAUCCGAACCGUCUCGGCACUGCUCAUGCAGCUGGUGCAAACCUCUGCACACGAUGUUCGCAUCAAUGCGCGGAGAUUGGAGAAAGAGCGCCAAAACGCGCUGGCGCUUAAGCGGCAAGAAAGCAUCUCGGACCUCAACGGCCAGCCCAAGUCUGACGAACCAUUCCUUGACAAUAUCGACAUGGAAGAGAUCCGACUAUAUGGUGGUGGAUUGGAGUCUGCGACCAAGGCUGCGAAGACCAUUAUUUUCUUCCUUAACUCUAGGGCUGGGAAAGGCAAGACGACGAAGAAUUCCAACGAGGCGGAGUACCGUGCCAUUUUCGAUAACCUUAUUGACGACCUUUUGGUGGUCCUUUACUGGCCUGAGUGGCCUGCUGCCAGUCUUCUAUUGAACAUUGCGUCCAAGUUUAUGGUUUCUUCUUUGGAUGAUGUCAAGUCGAAUGCCCAGAUUGACACGAAUGCGGCGAAGAGCAUGGCUCUUGAUCACCUUGGCGUUAUUGCUGCGAGGAUCCGCUCUAGUAUCUUGAAGGUGCAGAAGGACGAGGAUGGCACCUCGUAUAGAGGGUUGAAACCCUUGGAUGAGAUCGUCAACAAUCUCCAGUCGAAGCAAUUCGCCAAGUUCAUGGACGCUCACCGGGACGUUGCUGCUCAUUUGUGCAAGCGGUCUACUGAGGAUCAAGCUUACGAGAGCGCCCGAGAGCUGACUGCUGCUAUCCUUGGUCAUGAAUUGGCCGCGUCGCUCAAGCGGGUUAACGUCUGGCUGGACCACCCUGAACAGGACGAAGAUCUCGACCUCCGGGACUCGAGCAAAGCGCUCUCUUUUGGUCAGAAGUUGAAGACCGCCCUCCGUGAAGUCUGGAAAGACCCGGCUACUGACGUGUUUGACAUUGGGUCUCAAGAAGAGGUGUCGCGUAUUGAUAGGCUGUCAGAAGAGAUUGGGACCAUACAGAGCCUCCGAAACUCGUUCCAGCCCAUCUUGAACGUCAUCUUGUCGGCACUUGAUGCUCCUGUCAUUUUCAUGCGGACCAAGGCCCUCCGUGCACUGGGUCAGAUUGUGACUAGCGACGCGACCAUUCUUGGCACAGCUAGUGUUCGCCAAGGGAUUGAGAAUCACUUGUUGGACAGUUCGCCUGCUGUUCGUGACGCAGCGGUGGAACUGAUUGGGAAGUACAUGAUCGACUCACCCGAGGUCGCUGGCAACUACUAUCAGAAGAUCGCUGAACGCAUGGCGGACACUGGUUUGGCCGUUCGCAAGCGGGUGAUCAAGUUGCUCAAGUCAUACUAUGGAGUGAUCGACGAUACCCAGCGGAAGAUCGACAUUUCGGCGCGGCUGGUUCUUCGCAUGGUGGAUGAAGAUGAUGGGGUGAAGGACCUUGCAAUGAAGACUUUGGAGGAGCUCUGGUUUCCGCCACUGCCCCCUCCUUCAGCGAUGAAAGUCAAGCCAACUUCAUCCAGUAACCCCAACCAAGACAAGGCAGCUCUGCUUUCGAAAGUUGCGAUCAUCAUGGGUACCGCGGCCAACUUUAGGGAUCGACAAUCGCCCUUGGAGGACAUGCUGCACAAGAUUAUCUCAGACAAAGAGGGUAAUGAGGCAGCCUCGUUGCAUCAGCGAUACGCUGAGAUCUGCGAGACCCUGAUUGAUGGCUUGGUUGAUGCAACCGACCUUCCGGGCUUUACGAUCAUCAACUGUAUCCGGACAAUCCACUUGUUCACGGCCGCCUAUCCCUCAAUCCUGCCUGGCACACAUGCUUCGACCCUCCUCCCAUAUCUCAAGAACGCAUCAACUACCGAAGAACUACUCACCUCAGACUUUUUAUUGAAAAUCUUCCGAGCUUCUAUACCGCAUAUGCCUAAGACCGCCGCCAAAUUCGGGCAGGAAUUGCAGACGUCGCUGCAGCCGCUGAUCUUGAAACCAUUUGGCGGUGUCAAUAUCCUUCAAGAAGCUGUCGGUUGCAUGUGUGCCGUAGUGCGGCAUUUAACGCACGACUUUAAGAGGCUGAUCAACCUAUUGAAAGGAUGCAAUGCGAGACUUCUUAGCUACCUUCGUCAUCCUCCAACCAAGCAACUCAAUAAUGUGGAAUCCAAGACUCUCUUAAUGCUUCUCUUCAUCGUCGCGCUGCUUGGCGAGCAUUGCAACUUCGAUCGCCUACGCCUUGAGCAACCUGACCUUGCACCCGAUAUCGAUUCCAUUACUCAGGGUUCAGUGAUGGAACACAUAUACUUCACGCUGUUGCGGAUCUAUGACAAGUUUGAUUUCGCAGACAUCCGGCCUAGGAUCCUUCAAUGCUUGGGUACGGUCUCCCGGCCAGAUCUCUUGACCCCUUGCUCACUCCCCUCGACUUUGUUAGGCUUUUUGUUCAGAGCCCAACCUACCCUUAUGACCAAGGAGGAAUCCGCGGCUAUUAUGGAUGCCAUCUUCGCUUCCGAGGAAGAGGAGGGACGUGCCAGGCUCCUGAAAAUCAUGCAAGACUUCCUGAUUUCUGAAUCGGAGAAGCAUAGCGCCAAGGAGAAAGGUAAAAUUCUCGCUUCAUCUGAUGCCAACUCUCGUCUAAACGAAUGUACAGAGUCUGCAAAGAACAAGAACAAAGCUAACACCGAUGUCAACAUGGAAGAGUUAGUCGGAAAUACGGACGGCUUUGCCGACUCUGGCUCUGACGUCGCUUUUUCAAAGUCGUUCCCGGUUAUCAUCGCUCUGGAGACCAGUCCGCACGCUGUCCUCUCGGCACGGGCUAUCGCAUUGCAUUCGAUUCUGAACAGCAAACACGCCUCCCUUCUCAAUACACGAUAUUCGAUUAGCGCGAGGAAAUCGUUCGACUACCAAAAGAAGAUUGUGGACGGUGUUGUUCAUGGUUUCCGCACGAAUGGCCAUCCAACUGCUCUCCUCCAACGGUGGUACACUCUUGUGCGCGAGAAGCGAGCCACUCGUCAGGACUUCCUCAAAUCCCUCGUGAAGGUCUUUUCCGAAAAUGACUCCUAUCAAGCUACACAAGUACGCCUCGUCAUCUCUUGGGUCACCCGUUUGGCUCACCUCUCGUUUCAGGAUGAUGUUGAUUUCACUCGCUACAUGGCGGAGAACUUCGCUAGCUUUGAAUACAAGACCCAGGAAGAGGUUUUCACGGUCAUCAAGCACUUAACGACGGUGUUAUCAACUACCGGCAUGCAAUUGCUGGAUAUCAUUUCUCCUGCGCAUCUUCUGUCGCAAAUUCAGCCUUCACAUUCCCAGCCAUCGCAGCAUAACGGGGGCGAUGAAAUCUCGUCCAACGCCGCCGAAGCUGUUGUCCCACUAGCAACUCCUAAUUAUGGCGAUCGCGAUCCUGUGUCCCUCAUGCGGACCUCUGUUAUUGUUGCAAUGGUCAUGCUGCUGAAGUCCUACCUCAAAACGCUGUAUGGAUUGUCAGAAGACAAAUGUAACAAGUUCGUCAUCGGUAAGAAGAGCGCCAUCGGAGACAGGCCGGCCACGAAACGGAGUGAUAAACCAAUCUCCUGGGAGAAACUCCCUUACGCUGUGCAGGCAAUUCAUACAACGCAAGACGUCGAGUUACAAAAACAACGGUUCCUUGAGAUAUGGAACGAAGAUGGUGUCACUGCUGAACCUGAAGACGACGAAUUCCUCUAA